AUAACCAUUCACCCUCUUCCCUCUUUUGGAUAAUCUUUAAACACUUAUUCUAAAAUCAUUUGGGGCUCAUUUGUGUUUUUAGCUUACAUUUAGCUUGUGCUUGGUGGGAAUUAAACUGGCUGACGGGUCUUUCUUUCCAGCUGUUUCGGCCAUAAAUAGCAUAAGGCAUGCUUAUGUUCAUUGAACAAAAAUGAGUUAUGCCAUAUUAAAGUCGACUAGUUAAGUAAAUAAUUAAAGAGAAGUGUAUUUAUUACUUCGCAGAUUUUUCAAGAAGCUAAACGAAUCCCUUGCCGGGAGGUGGGAAUGUACUGCACUGCAAGGAAUCACAAGGAAGAGUUUUCAAAGUGCGAGGGAAAGAGGAGAAAGGUGUUUUCAGGUUGCGUGCGUGCUGCAGCCAUUUAGAAAGGGAGUAAUAAGAAGGGUGACGGAAAGCAGUUCGAUUAAAUACAUUUUAAACACUUGUGACCAAUCAAAUUCAAGAAACAGAGAAAAAUAUAUACUGUACUGGCUAGGGCAUUUGGCGAGUACACGUACUAGACACCCAAUGAAAUACCCAGUCCGCUGAUGUUGCCAAACCUGGCCUGAGUCUUCCGCUAUUUUCUUUCUCUCUGUCCCUCUUUUGGGAGCUGUGUCUCUGCUAGUGUGCGUACGGUGAGGUUGUUUGGUCUGGAUGUUGCGCUCAACUCGCAUUGAUCCAUUGAUUGCACAUGGUCCCCGAGUCUGACCUCCGCGCCCAGAGAAGCCGUUUCCAUGGUAACCUCCCCAUGCACUAACCAGCAGCUGAUUGUAAAUUCCUGCAGAAAAAGAAAAUCCUUGCAAGUAGCCGGAGAAAGAGAGAGAGGGAGAGCGAGAGCUGUAGCAAUGCGCGGAUCUUCAUCUCUCCUCCCCCUUCCUCUUCUCGUCUUCACUCUAUCUCUCUCUCUCCCCCUCUCUCUCUCUUAUAUUGAAAUUGGCUAGGGUCGAACAUGAUCACAGAACUCUCUCCAGUGUUGCACAUAGCCGGGCACCUCGUAGUACCCGAGCAUUUAAAGUAAAACACGGGGAAGGGAGAGCAACCCGAGCAGGGCUAAGGAAGAAAGGAGUAUCCUCACCUUGCUCUUCAUUGAACGCCUCAAAAAAUUGUGUUGCUUGCUCUUGUCCGAGGACGUACAUGUGUAUAUGUUUAAGCAAUUUUAUUAUAUGUAUGUAAUAUGUAUAGGUACGCUGUGAUGCGCGCUAGUAUUGGAUUUUUAGGUUUCUUUUUGGUUGCCUUUGUCCAACAGCCUGAUAGUGCUUUAGGAACCAAAUCUACUCAAGAUGUUGAUGAGUGUGCAGAAGCAUUGGAUAACUGUAACAUCGAUGCUAUCUGUCAGAACACCCUGAAGUCUUAUAAGUGCAUAUGCAAGUCUGGCUAUACUGGGGAUGGCAAGCAUUGCGAAGACAUCGACGAAUGUGAGAGUGAUUACAAUGGGGGCUGUGUGCACGAGUGCAUCAACAUCCCAGGGAACUACCGCUGCACUUGUUACGAUGGCUUCAGACUGGCACACGACGGACACAACUGUCUGGACUGGUACCAGUCACUCAAGCAAUGCCAACCAGUCCUUGUUGAGACUUGA
This is a messenger RNA of Lepisosteus oculatus (spotted gar), 1595 nucleotides long. The record is from RefSeq and is a predicted model, not a curated record. Lineage: Eukaryota; Metazoa; Chordata; Actinopteri; Semionotiformes; Lepisosteidae.